AUGGUUCCUGGUAUUGAGGACUCUCCUGACCCUCUUCUUCAGUUCCGCGUGUUCUUCUACCGCGACGCUCAACCUCGUGUCGCUGAGGCGCCGUAUCAGGUCAGCGACAACAUCGCUAGCAGGGAUCUGUGGACGAGGAUUAUGGGUGAGCAGGAGAAGAAAAAUGCUCGCUACAAUACAGCCAAGGGUCUUCGCCGCGUCAAGUUCCCGAGAUCAAGAGCAAGUGUUUGGCGCAGGUGUAAAACAUCUCGGAGGAUUAUGCGCAAGGCAUUUAUGAUCUUCUGGGUCAACAUCAGGUCGAGUUCCCCAAAGUCAAGGGAAUGA
This is a messenger RNA of Fusarium proliferatum ET1, 324 nucleotides long. RefSeq lists its product as uncharacterized. Lineage: Eukaryota; Fungi; Ascomycota; Sordariomycetes; Hypocreales; Nectriaceae. The record is from RefSeq and is a predicted model, not a curated record. Gene Ontology annotation, molecular function: catalase activity; heme binding. The transcript is spliced from 4 exons. The coding region runs from base 1 to 324 and encodes 107 amino acids.